AUGGCGCUGCCUUCACCCGGUAUUCUCGUCCAUGUCUCUCUCUUCCUAGCGGCCGUCUCCUCUGCCUUUGGGCUCCAGCUCGUCCCCUCUUCCUCGCCCGCUCCUUCGGCUUCCUCUACCUCCUUCUCAGGCUCCUCGGCGCCCGCGUUUGUCGCUCCAGCUGUCUCUUCCGGCUCUGGCGUCCACUCCACGCGCCCCCGUUUCUUCGCGUCUCCUUCUGCAUCCUCAGCGUCUUCUGUUUCCUCGACGAACGCAGGACAGAGACCUCUGUCGGCGGGGUCUUCUCUUCAGACUCGGGAGCGAAGAUGUGGAUCGAGGCUCACGUCGUCGCUCCUCUGCGCGGCUGAGGGGACAGUCAGGAGACAGGAGACAGCUGUGGGCUCAAGCCUCCGCGGAGCUGUCCAGGAAAUCUCGAUGCCUGCGCUCUCCAGCACGAUGAAGGAGGGCAAAGUCGUCACGUGGUCGAAACAAGUCGGAGACCGUGUCGAGCCGGGGGACGUGCUCAUGGUGGUCGAGAGCGAUAAAGCCGACAUGGAUGUCGAGGCCUUUGACUCAGGCUUCAUGGCAAUGCACCUAGUUCGGGAGGGUGACGCGGCGCCGGUUGGCACAACUGUCGCCCUUCUGGCCGAGAAGGAAGAGGACAUUUCUUUGAUUCAAGCGAAGGGUCUUUCACUCAUCUCCGCUUCUUCGUCUCCUGCUGCCGAUUCAACUCCAGCUGUCACUGACUUGCUGAUGCCUUCGUUGUCUCCGAGUUUGAAAACGGCACGGAUGACGGUUUGGCGGAAGAAGGAAGGCGAGAAAGUCAACAAGGGCGACGUUCUUUUCGUCGUCGAGAGCGACAAAGCCGACAUGGACGUCGAGGCUCCUCACGAUGGUGUCUUGGCCCAUAUCGCAGUUCGUGAGGGCGUGACAGUCGAUGUGGGGUCGACGGUCGGCUACCUCGCCCCCAGUGCCGAGGUGGCUUCAGCCUUCAAGAACGCGCUGUCGGACUCGGCUGCACCCGCGGCUGCGAAUCCCUCGACGAUGCCAGAAGGCGCCCAAGAAAUCUUCAUGCCUGCUCUCUCUUCCACGAUGACAAGCGGCAAAGUAUCCAAGUGGAACAAGGCUGUCGGAGAUGCUGUGCAUGUCGGCGAUACGCUGAUGGUUGUUGAAAGUGACAAGGCGGACAUGGAUGUCGAAAGUUUCGAUGAAGGCUACCUUGCCGCGAUCACAGUCGCGGAGGGGGAGUCUGCCCCGGUCGGUCAGACCGUGGCCAUCAUUGUCCCUUCGAAAGAUGACAUUGCCAAAGUCCAGGACGCCCUCACAGCGGCUUCCACUGCCUCCUCGUCUUCUCCCGCUCACGCGCCUCUUUCCUCGGCUUCUUCUCCGUCUACCCCUUCUUCGCGCCUCUCUUCUUCGGACUCGGUGUCUGUCUCUUCUUCCCAGAGUGGGAGACCGACGACGGGUGGGGACAGCAGGACAGCAGCCUUCAUGAAGCACGGCCAGGCGCUUGCAAGGUGGACGUCUCCGUCUGUGGACCAAGAUGUGAAAGAUCAGCUGCCGGAGGGCUUGACGGGCAACGAUCUGCAACAGGAGUGGCUGCAGAGAAUCGAGGCGACGAUGCCGACGACGUUCGCAGCGUUGCAGGCCAACCCGCAGAUGCAGAAGGCGCUCCUGGAGAGACUGAAUCUGCGUGUACCUCCCCCGCACACGCUCCGCGUCUCCCCGGCGCCUCCGCCCUAUUUGAAGCGAGCUGUCAGCACCUACGGAGCCGCGACAGCUGGAGUACCUGAUACCCGAGCCAGUGGCAUCGACAGAACGUCUCGGGGCCCAGCUCGAGACCCUUCAGGACAGCCUCUCGCUACCUUUAACGCCAUCGAGUUGGCGAAGAAAAACAAACUCAACUUGGAGGAAGUCAAGGGAACCGGGACAAACAGGCGCAUCACUGCAGCAGAUGUGCGACAGCAUUUGCACCUGCCCUCCGACGAAGCCACCGUCGUCACGAGCAAAAGAGAAAACGAGGGAAAAAUCGAAAGCUUGGGCGUCCCUCCUCCUGGGUCGGUUCCACUCGAUGCAAUGCAAAAGGCGGUUGCGCGGAACAUGGAAGCAACCAUGGAUGUUCCUGUAUUCAGAGUUUCGCGAGGUAUUUACGUCGACAAGCUCGAGGCGAUGGUUCAGGAGCUGAAGCAAAUUGUGGCGGAGCAAAACGCAGCAGCGAUUGCAGCGGAAGGCCCAGAUGCGCCUCAGCAGUCAACAGUGACGAUGAGCGUCCUCCUGGCUAAGGCAGUUGCUCUCACACUGGAGAAGCAUCCGAUCAUGAACGCCGCAUAUAAUCCUAAGGAUGGAGGCCAAAUUCAGCACCCCGGAGCCGUGAACGUGGCGAUGGCUGUUUCGGUCGACGGCGGACUCUUAACUCCGGUUCUGCGAAAUGUCAACACGAAAUCUGUUUUCGAGUUGUCGGCAGACUGGGCCGUACUUGUCGAUAAGGCCAGGAAGCGUCGCCUGACAGCGGAAGAAAACAGUGCAGGCACCUUUUACAUCAGCAAUCUGGGCAUGUUUGGGGUGAGCCAGUUUGACGCGGUCCUUCCUAAAGGUGUAGGGACAAUCAUGGCUGUGGGCGGGACAGAGUCGGUUCCCUUCUUCCCCAAGACUGGAACGUUGGAUGCACCAGCUGGAAACCCCAGUGUUCGUCGGCGCAUGACAGUCACCAUCACUGCCGAUCAUCGCCAUAUCUACGGUUCGCAUGCAGCUGCGUUUCUAAAGGACUUUGCCUCGCUUCUAGAAACUCGCCCAUCUGCUUUGCUCAUCUAGGAGCUCAAAUGGUGGCCACUCUUAGAGAGUGGCUGAAGGCUGCAUGCCUAUGCAAGACUCUUGUAGCGUUUGGAAAUGGCAUCACUUCGAAGUUUAUCCGAAUCGACCAUCCAAAGGGACCCGGGGCUGCUUCCCCGCUGUCUACGGGUGGACGUUUCUGCUCAUCAAAACUGCCAUCUCGAGGCCAUACACUGACUGCAAGACGCUAAGGCACUCCCAGUCUCGCCUCGUAGUGCAUGUCUG
This is a messenger RNA of Toxoplasma gondii ME49, 3033 nucleotides long. RefSeq names its product pyruvate dehydrogenase complex subunit PDH-E2 (gene PDHE2). The record is from RefSeq and is a predicted model, not a curated record. Gene Ontology annotation, molecular function: dihydrolipoyllysine-residue acetyltransferase activity. The coding region runs from base 1 to 2790 and encodes 929 amino acids. Gene Ontology annotation, cellular component: pyruvate dehydrogenase complex. Gene Ontology annotation, biological process: pyruvate decarboxylation to acetyl-CoA. NCBI's taxonomy places the organism in Eukaryota, Apicomplexa, Conoidasida, Eucoccidiorida, Sarcocystidae. The transcript is spliced from 11 exons.